CAUGCAAUAACUAUAAGCUUUUAAAGGCCCGCUCCGUGACAAGUAUCACCUUCCUUUAUUUAAGUGUUCUUUUGAGUAAAUAGAAACCCUCAACAGAUGGCUAGCUUUUGGAAGCUAUUCCUUGUGAAAACUAUAUUGUCCUUAUCCAUAAUCCUACUUAGAAGACUAGGACUCUGGCAAGAAUCAAAGAUCAGCAACGAUUCCCAUUCAAAAUUUCAAAAGCAGGAGCAGCAGCAGCAACAGUACUAUUUUGUCAAGAGCCCAUUAGCAGAUCAUCUUUCACAAAAACAGACAUUGUUGGUUUUUGAUGUUGAGUCCACAUUGCUGAAAUCACCUUCCUUAUUUCCUUACUUCGUGCUUGUUGCAUUUGAAGCUGGAGGACUGUUCAGAGCUCUCGUUUUGCUUCUUUUUUACCCCUUUGUUUGUUUUCUUGGCAAUGGCAAUGACCUAGGGUUAAAUAUAAUGGUUUUCAUAUCUUUCUUUGGGAUUAGAAAAGACAGGUCCAGGGUUGUCAGGGAUGCUGUUCUGCCAAAGUUCUUUCUUGGAGAUGUUGGGUGGGAAGGAUUUGAUAUAGUGAUGAACUAUGGGAAGAAAAAGAUAGGAGUGAGCAAGUUGCCUAAGGUUAUGGUUGAAGGGUUCUUGAAAGAUUACAUGGGUGUGGAGGGUGUUGUGGGUAGGGAGUUGAUGGUGAUAAAUGGGUAUUAUGUUGGAUUAAUGGAGAGCAAAGAGAUGGAUUAUUGGGGUAGAUUAAAUGAGUUUCUUAUUGAAGAGAAGAAUAAAAUUGGCUGCUAUACUGUUGGUAUUGCUUGCUCCUCCAACAGGCCCCUUCAUACGCAACUGCUUCGGCACUGUCAGGAAGUUUACUCAGUGACAGAAGCAGAGAAAAGAAAUUGGCGAAUCCUUCCAAGAGAAAGAUACCCAAAACCAUUAAUAUUCCACGACAGUAGAUUGGCUUUCAGGCCUACUCCUUUUGCCACAAUUGCCAUGUUCAUGUGGCUUCCAAUCGGCCUCUUCCUCUGCAUUAUCAGACUGAUUCUUGGCAUUUUAUUGCCUUUCAGGAUUUCCUCUCCAAUCCUUGCAUUGACUGGAAAAAUUACUGUAAUAUCCAAACCCAAACGCCCCUUUAUCUCUACCAAAAACGAAGAAAAACCAACAAAAGUACUCUAUGCUUGUAACCACAGAACAUUACUAGACCCUAUCUAUAUCUCAUUUUCUCUGAUGAAGCCAGUCACUGCACUCACCUACAGCAUGAGCAGAUUCAAUGAGGUUAUAUCCCCAAUCAGAACAGUCCGACUAACGAGAGACCGAGAACAAGACAGAAAACAGAUGAACAAGGUGCUAAGCCAGGGUGAUCUUGUAGUUUGCCCUGAAGGAACAACUUGCCGGGAACCUUACCUGCUGAGGUUUAGUCCAUUAUUUGCAGAGCUUGCCGACGAGAUAGUUCCUGUUGCUAUAGAUGUGCAUGUCACUAUGUUUUAUGGAUCAACAGCUACAGGACUUAAAUGUUUAGAUCCAGUAUUUCACCUCCUCAAUCCUCAACCAAUAUACUUAAUCAAGAUUCUUGAGAAGUUACCAAGUUUCCAGAUGCAUAUGGAAGGCGGAACAUCAAAAUAUGAUGUUGCCAAUUAUGUGCAGAAUGAGAUUGCCAAAACUCUAGGAUUCGAGAGCACCGGUCUUACAAGGAAAGACAAAUACAUUGCGUUGGCAGGCAACAACGGAAUCAUCUAGCACUACAUCAGACUAUUACUAGAUGUUUGCAAUUUUGUAAUUUCUCAGAAGUAAUUAAAUAACAAGCAUGUAUUCUAUUACUUUUUUCAAAACAAGGUUGUUCCCUCUUGAAAUUUUUUGUAAAA
This is a messenger RNA of Ricinus communis (castor bean), 1853 nucleotides long. Its product is annotated as probable glycerol-3-phosphate acyltransferase 3. Gene Ontology annotation, molecular function: glycerol-3-phosphate 2-O-acyltransferase activity; phosphatase activity. The record is from RefSeq and is a predicted model, not a curated record. Lineage: Eukaryota; Viridiplantae; Streptophyta; Magnoliopsida; Malpighiales; Euphorbiaceae. Bases 97 to 1728 code for a protein of 543 amino acids. Gene Ontology annotation, biological process: cutin biosynthetic process. Gene Ontology annotation, cellular component: membrane. The transcript is spliced from 2 exons.